GGGGGGCGCGGGCGGAGGGGGCGGUGUACGUGAACGCGAGGCAGUACGCCGCGAUCGUGCGACGGAGGAAACAACGGGCGAAGGAGGCGGAGAAGCGGCGGCUCCUGUCGGCGAACGGCGCGAGUGACGACGGCGCGGGGGCGAUGGAGCGGGGUACGCGGGUGAGAUACGCGUCGAGAAGCGCGCACGCGAAGAAUCGCGUGCGAGGACCGAAUGGGAAGUAUCUCACGCGAGCCGAAUUGCUCGCCGGCGCGGGGGGCGAGGAAGCCAAGGCGAGGGCGGAGGCGCGCGAACUCGACAUCGCCGAGCGCGCGCGAAAGCGUGAGGCGAAGGCGCGCGAGCGAGAGGAGAAAAAACGCGCCAAGGCGGCGCGGGAUCAGGCGGCGCGCGCGGCCGCGGACGCCGCGGACGCGGACGCCGCGGACGCUCGGAGAGCCGCCGCGUGA
Messenger RNA from Ostreococcus tauri, 446 nucleotides. Its product is annotated as CCAAT-binding transcription factor, subunit B. The annotation marks the transcript as partial. NCBI's taxonomy places the organism in Eukaryota, Viridiplantae, Chlorophyta, Mamiellophyceae, Mamiellales, Bathycoccaceae. The transcript has a single exon. Gene Ontology annotation, molecular function: DNA-binding transcription factor activity. The record is from RefSeq and is a predicted model, not a curated record. Gene Ontology annotation, biological process: regulation of DNA-templated transcription.